Messenger RNA from Meloidogyne enterolobii, 1170 nucleotides. NCBI's taxonomy places the organism in Eukaryota, Metazoa, Nematoda, Chromadorea, Rhabditida, Meloidogynidae. The record is from the annotation of a GenBank genome assembly.
CUUGUUUUCAAUAUAAUUCCUACAAUUUUUGAAAUGGCAUUAGUUGGAACAAUUUUUUAUAUAAAAUGUGGCCCUCAAUUUACUUUUGCAAUGACUGGAUGUUUGGGAAUGUAUGCAGUUGCCACAAUAGGAAUUACCAGAUGGAGAACAAAAUUUCGAUUAGAAAUGAAUGAGGCUGAUAAUGAGGCCGGAAAUAGGGCAAUUGAUUCUUUAAUCAAUUAUGAAACAGUUAAGUAUUUCAACAAUGAAAAGUUAGAAGCUGAUCGUUAUGAUCAUUUUCUUCGUCGUUUUGAAUUUGCUUCAUUAAAAACAUCAACUUCACUUGCAUUAUUGAAUUUCACUCAAAAUGCAAUUUUUAGUGCUGGUCUUAUUGGAGUAAUGGCAUUAGCGGCAGAAAAUGUUAAAAACGGUCUUCUUGAUAUGCAAGUUAUGUUUGCUUUAACAGAAAAGAAAAGUCGAAUUGUUGAGAAUCCAUAUGCCAAACCUUUAAUUAUUUCACAAAGGCAGUCAAAGAUUAUUUUUGAAGAUGUUGUUUUUGGUUAUGUUCCAUCUAGACCAAUGAUUCUUAAUGGUUUAUCCUUCGAAGUUCCCUCUGGAAUGAAGGUUGCUAUUGUUGGAGGGUCAGAUGCUCAUUCGGGAAAAAUAACAAUUAAUGGUCAAGAAAUAACUAACGUUCAACUUGACAGUCUUCGUCGAGCUAUAGCCAUUAUUCCACAAGAUAGUGUUCUGUUUAACGAUACAAUUUAUUAUAAUAUUCAUUAUGGGAAUAUUAAUGCAAGUGAAGAACAAGUUUAUCAGGCUGCUAAAACUGCAGAUUUGCAUGAUUCUAUAAUGAGAAUUCCACAUGCGUAUCAAACGAUGGUCGGUGAACGAGGACUAAAAUUAUCGGGUGGAGAGAAACAACGUGUUGCAAUUGCGCGGGCUAUACUUAAAAAUUCUCCGAUUAUAGUCUAUGACGAAGCAACGUCAUCAUUAGAUUCAAUUACAGAAGAGAAUAUAAUGCAUUCAUUAAAAAGUGCCUACUCUGGCCGUACUUCGCUUUUCAUUGCACACCGUUUAGUAACAAUCGCAGAUGCAGAUAUUAUUUAUGUAUUGGAUGAAGGCCGUGUAGUUGAAACAGGAACUCAUAAACAAUUAUUGGCUAAAGAAGGUGGGGGUAAAUGUGAUUAA